AUGACAUCGAUCUCGACUCGCCCGAAGCAAAGCGGGACAAGAACAGCCUGUCAUUUGCCGCCAUCAUGGGCAUCAAAGCCGGAUACAAAUCUCACCGAAGAUCAGUACGACUGGCUGGGUUCCAUCGUGUACUUUGGGUACCUGUUCGGCGAGAUCCCAGCAGCAUUCUUGAUGCAGCGGUUCCCACUGGCCCAGUACCUGGGGACCAUGAGCAUGCUUUGGGGCAUUAUCGUGGCGAUGCACGCCGUCUGUCAUGAGUUUGCCGGGCUGGCUACGGUCCGCUUUCUCCUUGGCGCGAUUGAAGUAUGCACGACGCCCGCCGUCAUCUACAUCACGAGCUCCUGGUACACCCGCAGCGAGCAGGUCACCCGCGUGGCCCUGUGGUAUUCGACCUCUGGCUGGGCGCAAGUGCUCGGCGGGUUCUUCGCCUGGGCUAUCAACCAGGCGGACCGCUUCCGAUGGCAGGGCCUCUUUAUCUUCUACGGCGGCAUCACCUUCGUCACGGGGCUGCUGCUUUUGUUCUUCCUCGCGGCGUCGCCAAUCGAUGCCGGCUGGCUGACGGACGACGAGAAGGCGAUUGCGCUAGAGCGAGUCCGCGGCAACAAGACCGGCACUGAGAUGUGGGGGUUCAACUGGAAUCAGCUCAAGGAAUCCCUCUGCGAUGUGCGUCUGUAUUUGUUGUUUCUGAUGAUGUGUUCGACGGGGCUGCCAAACGGUGGUCUGACUGCAUUCGGACCGACUAUCAUCUCAGGAUUCGGAUACGGCACGAACACGACCACCCUUCUUAGUAUGGCCACCGGUGCCUGUGUCGUCGCGGGUACGGUUGUGGCCCUGUUCGUGGCAAAGUACACCAACCGGACCAUCUGCGGGAUCUAUGUCGUGGUGCUGGGCUGCAUUGGGGUCAUCAUGAUGUUCACCAUCCCAGAGGAAAACAUCACCGCCAGAUAUGGGGGUUAUAUACUCACUAUGCAAUAUCCGAUUUGCGUCCUGUCGAUCCUUGCAUUCAUUACUGCCGGUGUCGGUGGGAGCACCAAGAAGCUCGCUUUUGGUGCUGCCUACCAGUUGGGAUACGCUGUUGGCAACAUUUCUGGCCCGCAGACAUUCCUGGGCCAUGAAGCGCCGCAUUACUAUACAGCCAAGUACACGAUGCUGGCAUUCUUGGCGUUCACGAUCAUACUGUUUGCUUGCUUCGGGCUUCUCCAUUGGUAUUGGAAUUACAAGCGGGAUAAGCAAGAUGCCCUGGACUCCCAAAGUCAGUACACCUUCUGGUGA
Aspergillus terreus NIH2624 is the source of this 1272-nucleotide messenger RNA. RefSeq lists its product as uncharacterized. Bases 1 to 1272 code for a protein of 423 amino acids. The record is from RefSeq and is a predicted model, not a curated record. Gene Ontology annotation, cellular component: membrane. Gene Ontology annotation, biological process: transmembrane transport. Gene Ontology annotation, molecular function: transmembrane transporter activity. Lineage: Eukaryota; Fungi; Ascomycota; Eurotiomycetes; Eurotiales; Aspergillaceae. The transcript is spliced from 6 exons.